Molecule: messenger RNA, 1077 nt
Organism: Entrophospora sp. SA101
Lineage: Eukaryota; Fungi; Glomeromycota; Glomeromycetes; Entrophosporales; Entrophosporaceae
Source: the annotation of a GenBank genome assembly
AUGACUGUACGGACAAUUUGGACAUUUGUGAUGAUUGGUGGUUUUUUUGCAAUACUUGCAUUAGGCCAUAUAUGGGUGAUCUUGUUAGUGGAGAUUAUUCAAACUUUAGUUUACAAAGAAGUUAUUGCGAUCGCUCAUGUGCCAAGUAAAGAGAAAAAAUUGCCAUGGUUUAAAACAUUGAAUUGGUAUUUUCUAGUUAGUACAAAUUAUUUUCUUUAUGGUGAAUCGAUAAUUCAUUAUUUUAAGGAAGUUGUACUGGUAGAUGCAUUUUUACUUCCACUUGCAACACACCAUCGAUUCAUAUCAUUUGCUUUAUACUGUACAGGAUUUGUGUUUUUUGUUGCAAAUCUUAAAAAAGGUCAUUAUAAAUUUCAAUUCACCCAAUUUGCAUGGACACAUAUGACACUAUUGAUCGUUGUAUGCCAAAGUCAUUUUAUCGUUAAUAAUAUUUUUGAAGGAUUGAUUUGUCCUAAGAAGACAUGGGAAGGUUUUGUUGGAGCAUGGAUUUGUACUCUAAUAUUUGGCUCUUUUUGGGCUUCUUUGUUAAGACGUUGGGAAUAUAUGAUUUGUCCAGUUAAGGAGCUUGGUGCAACGGCAUUUUCUGGAACAUUAACUUGUGAUCCAAAUCCAGUUUUCAUUCCACAAAAUUAUGAUCUUAAUCCUUGGCUGGCUGCACUUUUCAGAAGAUUUGUUAAUGUGAGAUCUGUUUGGAUUGCGCCACUCGAAUGGCAUGUUGUUUUUAUGGCAUGUUUUGCAUCACUUAUUGCACCAUUUGGUGGAUUUUUUGCUAGUGGAGUUAAAAGAGCAUUCCAUUUGAAGGAUUUUGGUGAUUCAAUUCCUGGACAUGGCGGUUUAACUGAUCGUAUGGAUUGUCAAUUCUUGAUGGGAUUAUUUUCAUAUAUGUAUUAUCAAAGUUUCAUUAAGACAUCAACUGUUGAAGUGGGAACAGUUCUUCAAUCAGCAAUUAAUUCACUUAAACCAAAAGAACAACUUGAAUUAUUUUAUAGUUUACAACAAUAUCUGAUAGGUCAAAAUUUAUUAUCAGAUGAACCAGCUAUAUCAUCUACUAUAAUCUAA